This is a messenger RNA of Mesitornis unicolor (brown roatelo), 885 nucleotides long. RefSeq names its product high mobility group 20B (gene HMG20B). Gene Ontology annotation, biological process: regulation of gene expression. The transcript has 7 exons. Lineage: Eukaryota; Metazoa; Chordata; Aves; Mesitornithiformes; Mesitornithidae. Gene Ontology annotation, cellular component: nucleus. The annotation marks the transcript as partial. The record is from RefSeq and is a predicted model, not a curated record.
ACACGCCGCGAGCAAAGCUCAGCAUGGAAACUUCCUGGUGGCCAUCAAGCAGGAGAAGGGAGAGGCGGCGCGGACGAGCGGCGAGAAGCCACAUGGCGAGGAGGAGCCAGUGAAGAAGAGGGGCUGGCCCAAGGGCAAGAAGAGGAAGAAGAUCCUUCCCAAUGGCCCUAAAGCCCCCGUGACGGGCUACGUGCGUUUCCUGAACGAGCGGCGCGAGCAGAUCCGCACACAGCAUCCUGACCUGCCCUUCCCCGAGAUCACCAAGAUGCUGGGGGCUGAGUGGAGCAAGCUGCAGCUUUCGGAGAAGCAGCGGUACCUGGACGAAGCGGAACGGGAGAAGCAGCAGUACAUGAAGGAAUUGCGGGAGUACCAGCAGUCAGAGGCCUACAAGAUGUGCACGGAGAAGAUCCAGGAGAAAAAGAUCAAGAAAGAGGAUGCGGGCUCUGCGGCUGUGAACACCCUGCUGAAUGGGCACCCGCACAAGGCUGGUGAGUGCAGUGACACUUUCUCCACCUUCGACGUGCCCAUCUUCACGGAGGAGUUCUUGGACCAAAACAAAGCCCGAGAGGCUGAGCUGCGGCGCCUGCGGAAGAUGAACACGGAGUUUGAGGAGCAGAACGCCAUCCUGCAGAAGCACACAGAGAGCAUGAACUGUGCCAAGGAGAAGCUAGAGCAGGAGCUGGCCCAGGAGGAGAGGCAGACGCUGGCCUUGCAGCAGCAGCUGCAGUCCGGGCGGCAGGGCCCCCCCGCCAGCCUCCCCCCCCCCCGGCACUGGGGAAACCCCCACGCUGAGCACUCUGGACUUCUACAUGGCCAAACUGCACAGUGCCAUUGAGAGCAACCCGCUGCAGCACGAGAAGCUGGUGGUGCGCAUCAAGGAGAUCC